Molecule: messenger RNA, 1251 nt
Organism: Priapulus caudatus
Lineage: Eukaryota; Metazoa; Priapulida; Priapulimorpha; Priapulimorphida; Priapulidae
Exons: 2
Biological process (GO): regulation of DNA-templated transcription
Molecular function (GO): DNA binding
Source: RefSeq, a predicted model, not a curated record
AUGACAGCAGAAUCAUUAUCUCAAUGGGAUGCGAUACGCAAUCGAUCUCACCAUCCUGCAGUGUUCCUAUGGGUCCUGUAUUGUUCAGGAAAGAAGGACUGCUCUCCCGACACCAUAGCUUCUUACUGGAACCUGCGAAAUCUGCANACCAACACCAGCAGCAGCAGCGGUGCAGCAGAAUCGGUGCACGGCAGCAGACAAGUGAACGUCGCUACGAGCACGCUUGGCCUCCACGACAUCAAGCCCGUCAUAACCGGAGAAAAUCGCCUCGUUUCGAAACGCACCGGAAGCGAUGGCCCGCCGCCGCCGACGUCGACACCGGAAGACGCGACAGCAGAGCCGCUGGCGGAUGAAACGGUCGCGAAGGAAACCACUGCGAGUUCUCUACCGAAUGAAUCUAUGGUGGACACGACCGCAGCGCCUCUGGUGGAGAGGAUGGCUUCCGAUCCGAGUGAACGUAAGGAUGGACGCAUGAGCUCCGCCGACAUCAUCUGGAUUGCAAUGAACGCAGCUAAGGUGGUCGGUGACGACCCAGUGUCGCUACAUCGGAGGAAGAACUACAGGAUACCUCCCGUGAAGAAUCCGCUACCUGGCCGCGCGACAGACCUGAUGGAGGUGUGGUAUCAGGCGCACGCUAGCAACCCGUACCCGCGAGGCAGCGAGCUACACGGCCUGGCGGAGGAAGCGCACAUCACCGUGGUGCAGACGAAAGCCUGGUUCAUCAGGAGAAGACGCAAGGCGAACAAGCAGAAGCGCAUAGAGGAGGAGGAGCGAAUGAGAGAGCGACAGAAACGCGAGGGCGCCCUCUCGCGGAAUCUUCCCACGGCGACGGUGGCCGCGACGCCCAUGACGAUGGCAUUCCGAAACCCGAUGGCGGAAUACUACACGAUGACGUCACUGCAGACGGAAGCGACNCGCACCGGAAGCGACGGCCCGCCGCCGCCGACGUCGACACCGGAAGACACGACAGCAGCGCCGCUGGCGGAUGAAACGGUCGCGAAGGAAACCACUGCGAGUUCUCUACCGAAUGAGUCUAUGGUGGACACGACCGCAGCGCCUCUGGUGGAGAUGAUGGCUUCCGAUCUGAGUGAACGUAAGGAUGGACGCAUGAGCUCCGCCGACAUCAUCUGGAUUGCAAUGAACGCAGCUAAGGUGGUCGGUGACGACCCAGUGUCGCUACAUCCGAGGAAGAACUACAGGAUACCUCCCGUGAAGAAUCCGCUACCUGGCCGCGCGACAGACCUGAUGGAG